AUGAAGACCUCUGUUGCAGCUCUCGUUGCGGUCCUCGCCGUCGCGCCAGCAGUCCAAGCUUCGCUCUAUGGACAAUCCAAGGACAACCACUCUUGUGUCUUGGUUCCCGACUACAAGUCUUGCUCGGCCAAGGCCAAGCCCGACCUGGUCGACAGCUGCUGCGUUGAGACCUUUGGUGGUCUCGUCCUUCUCACUCAGUACUGGAACACAUGGGCUGACAAGCCUCUUCCCGCCAACACUUGGACGCUUCACGGCCUCUGGCCCGACUUCUGCAAUGGCUCAUACACUCAAUAUUGCGACUUGAAUCGCCAGUAUGACCCUGUUCCGGGACCCAACACCACCAACGGCCUACCCAAUGGUACCGUCGUCCCUCCGUACAAGGGCCCUGGCAUUGGCACUUUCCUCCGUCCCUUUGGCAAAUACGAUCUUCUCGCAUACAUGAACAAGUACUGGAUCGGACAGACCGGUGCCAAUGACGACUUCUGGUCGCACGAAUUCAGCAAACAUGCCACUUGCUUCAGCACAUUCGACUUGCCCUGCUACGGUCCGCAGUACCGCCAGCACGAAGACGUUGUUGACUACUUCGAGACCACUAUCGGUUACUACAAGAAGUUUCCUACUUUCGAAUGGCUCUUCAAGCACGGCAUCACCCCGUCGAACACCACCACCUACACUCUUUCCAAACUUGAGAACGCCCUGACUGAGGAGUCCGGUGCGAUCCCUUACGUCGGCUGCUCAGGUCCUCGCUACAACGAGACCGCCGCUGGUCGUGGCUCUCUGGACAACGGCCGUACCUCCGUCUCCGAAGUCUGGUAUUACCUUCAUACCUUCGGUAGACCGCAGUCGCUCAAGGCUGUCCCUGUCGACCAGACCACCACUAGCAACUGUGUCAAGGUUCCCGGGGCCCUGAACUACUACGCGCGCACCGGUACCAAUGCCACCAUCGGUGUGCUUCCCUCCUGCCCUGGCGUCAGCACCGGCCCCAGCACCGGUGCCAUGUCAACUCGCCCUGCUUCAACUUCCUCCAGCAGUCGUACCUCCACUGGCACCAGCACCCGCGCCGCAACUACCACCUCUACCCGUGCGACUACCACCUCCACCCGCGCCGCUACCACCACCUCCACUCGCGCGACCACCACCUCCACCCGCACCACCGCCCUGACCACGGUCCGCACCACCACCGCGACCGGGAAGACCACCACCGUCUCGAGCGCAAAACCCAGCACCUCAUCCAAGCCCACCGCCGUCUCCAGCGGCAAGCCUACCACAUCAUCCAAGCCCGCCGCCACCGUCUCCAGCGGCCACGCCUCGAGCAGCUCCAAGGCCACCACCACAAGCACCAGCUGCACGACCACCACCAGCAGCGUCGUCACCAAGCCCACCACCACUUCCAUCGCUCCCCCUCCUCCAUACUACACUACUCGCGCGACCACCACCACCACCAGCACCGUGCGUCCUUCAGUCGCUCACUACUAG
Molecule: messenger RNA, 1476 nt
Organism: Dissoconium aciculare CBS 342.82
Lineage: Eukaryota; Fungi; Ascomycota; Dothideomycetes; Mycosphaerellales; Dissoconiaceae
Product: ribonuclease T2
Exons: 4
Coding region: 1-1476 (491 amino acids)
Biological process (GO): RNA catabolic process
Cellular component (GO): extracellular region
Molecular function (GO): RNA binding; ribonuclease T2 activity
Source: RefSeq, a predicted model, not a curated record